AUGAAGGCGUUCCGGGGCGAGGACAACCACAUCCGGCUGUUCAGGCCCAUGCUGAACAUGGAGAGGAUGCAUCGCAGCGCAGACAGAAGCUGCCUCCCCCUGUUUGAGAAGGAGGAACUCCUGAAGUGCAUCAAGAAGCUGGUGGAGAUCGACCAGGAAUGGGUGCCGCACUCCCAGGAAGCCAGCCUCUACAUCAGACCCACCUUCAUCGGGACCGAGCCUUCUCUGGGCGUCUCCCGGCCCAGCAGAGCCAUGAUCUUCGUUAUCGUGGGCCCGGUGGGACCAUACUUUGCCACGGGGUCCUUCAACCCGGUGUCCCUGCUGGCCGACCCCUCGUUUGUCCGAGCCUGGAGAGGGGGCGUGGGGGCCUACAAGAUGGGAGGGAACUACGGGCCGACCAUCGCGGUGCAGAACGAGGCGCAGAAGCAGGGCUGCCAGCAGGUGCUGUGGCUCUACGGGGAGCAGGAGGAAAUCACAGAGGUCGGCACCAUGAACCUCUUCAUCUACUGGACCAACGACAAAGGAGAGAGGGAGCUGAUGACCCCCCCCCUGGACGGCAUCAUCCUGCCCGGCGUGACCCGGCAGUCCCUGCUGGACCUGGGCAGAGACUGGGGGGAGUUUACGGUGACGGAGCGCACCAUGGGCAUGAAGGAGCUGCUGGGGGCUCUGGACGCGGGCCGGGUCCUGGAGGUGUUCGGGGCCGGGACGGCCUGUGUGGUCUGUCCGGUCGGCAGCCUCCUCUACAGGGGAAAGACCUACCAGAUCCCCACCAUGCAGAACGGGCCCGACCUGGCCAAGAGGUUCUACAAGGAGCUGACUGACAUUCAGAGCGGAGCUGGCGGGACGGACGCCCCGCGCGUGAACCAGCCGAGAAAGGAAACGUUAUCUUCCUCCCUCGUUAGAGGCUAA
Menidia menidia (Atlantic silverside) is the source of this 909-nucleotide messenger RNA. Lineage: Eukaryota; Metazoa; Chordata; Actinopteri; Atheriniformes; Atherinopsidae. The record is from the annotation of a GenBank genome assembly.